GAAAAUGGUUGAAUUUCAGUUCUUCUUCUUCCUCCUCCUCUGAGAUCCACGCGAGAGAUCGGAGUCGCCAUCGCUCGUCUCUGCUCCAGAAAAAAAAUGCUUCAGAUCUCUCCUCCUCCUCCAUCACCGCCGAAUUGAUCGCUCUUCUCUCCUCCCGAAGCACAGUUGCAGUCAUUCGCCGCAUCGGAAUUCCCGGGAAUCGGAGCGCCGAAGAUGUACAUGGCGUACGGAUGGCCGCAGGUGAUCCCCCUGGAGCAAGGCCUGUGCCCGUCUUCCCAGAGGGUCAUCUACUUCAAGGUCAUCAAUCGCCUCCUGCUCGUCGUCUCCCCGUCUCACCUCGAGCUCUGGAGCUCUUCCCAGCAUAGGGUGAGGUUGGGGAAGUACAAGAGGGAUGCGGAUUCGUUGCGGAGGGAGGGGGAGAAUUCGCAGGCCGUGUGGAGCCCUGAUGCCAAAUUGAUUGCCGUUGUGACGACUUCACUCUAUCUUCAUUUAUUUAAGGUUCACUUUUCUGAGAAAAGAGUACAGAUUGGAGGGAAGCAGCCGUCUGGUUUGUAUUUUGCGACUAUUUCUCUUCUCCUCAGCGAGCAGGUUCCCUUUGGAGACAUGAAUUUAUCUGUGAGCAAUAUUGUAAGUGAUAACAGGCAUAUGCUGCUUGGACUCUCUGACGGAUCCUUGUAUGGCAUUUCUUGGAAGGGAGAGUUUUGUGGGGCUGUUGGACUUGACCAUCCCAUACGAAAUGAGAGUGAUAAAGUUACUGACUUACCACAUCCUGUAAGUAAUGGAAUUGCUGCCAUAGUGAAUCCAGGAGCUCCGAUAUCACAACAGAAUUCUAUAAAAAGGCCUGCAAUUGUUCAGUUGGAGCUUUGCUUUCCAGUGAGGCUGCUCUUUGUGUUAUAUUCCAAUGGACAACUGAUGUUAUGUUCGGUGAGUAAGAAAGGACUAAAGCAGGUUGAGUCUAUUAGAGCUGAAAAGCAUGUUGGAUCUGGUGAUGCUGUAUGUACAUCAGUAGCUUCAGAGCAACAAAUCCUUGCAGUUGGGACCAGAAGAGGGGUCGUGGAGCUAUAUGACCUUGCUGACUCUGCAUCACUUAUUCGUGCCGUGUCUCUGUUUGACUGGGGGUAUUCUGUGGAAGACACUGGUCCCGUCACCUGCAUUGCUUGGACCCCAGAUAAUUCUGCCUUUGCUGUUGGAUGGAAGCAUAGAGGACUUACAGUCUGGUCUGUUUCGGGGUGUCGAUUAAUGUCGACGAUACGUCAGAUUGGUUUAAGUUCUGUGUCUUCUCCUAUGAUGAAGCCGAAUCAGGAUAGUCGGUUUGAACCGUUGGUCAGUGGUGUCUCGUUGAUGCAGUGGGAUGAAUUCGGAUACAGGCUAUAUGCUAUUGAGGAGGGUUCCUCCGAGAGAGUUCUUGCCUUUUCCUUUGGGAAAUGUUGUCUAAAUAGAGGUGUGUCUGGUAUGACAUAUGUGCGCCAAGUGAUUUACGGCGAGGAUCGGUUGCUUGUCGUGCAGUCUGAAGACACAAAUGAACUUAAAAUGCUGCAUCUUAAUCUUCCAGUUUCGUAUCUCUCCCAAAAUUGGCCCGUUCAACAUGUGGCAGCUAGCAAAGAUGGAAUGUACUUAGCAGUUGCUGGCCUUCACGGGUUAAUUCUCUAUGAUAUACGAUUGAAGAAAUGGCGGGUGUUUGGUGACAUUUCUCAGGAACAGAAGAUACAAUGCAAAGGUUUGCUAUGGCUGGGAAAGAUUGUUGUUGUGUGCAACUAUGACGAUUCUUCUAACACGUAUGAGUUGCUUUUCUACCCAAGAUAUCACCUUGAUCAGAGUUCGCUACUUUGUCGGAAGUCGCUGCUUACCAAACCAAUGGUUAUGGAUGUAUAUGAGAAUUAUAUCCUAGUCACUUAUCGUCCAUUUGAUGUUCACAUCUUCCAUGUAAAAUUAUCCGGAGAAUUGACACCAUCUAGUACCCCAGAUUUGCAGCUUUCUACAGUACGAGAACUCUCCAUCAUGACUGCAAAGAGCCAUCCUGCAGCAAUGCGUUUCAUCCCUGACCAGCUUCCCAGAGAAUGUGCGUCGACUGAUCAUCUCUCUUCAUCCUCAGAUGGUUUGGUUAGGGAACCUUCCAGAUGUUUGAUAUUGAGAGCAAAUGGAGAGCUUUCAUUACUUGAUUUGGACGAUGGACGUGAAAGGGAGCUUACUGACUCUGUUGAGUUAUUUUGGGUGACCUGUGGUCAAUCCGAGGAGACAACUAAUUUGAUAGAAGAAGUGUCCUGGUUGGAUUAUGGUCAUCGAGGAAUGCAGGUCUGGUAUCCAUCUCCAGGUGUAGAAUCUUUUAAGCAGGAAGAUUUCUUGCAGUUGGAUCCAGAGCUCGAGUUUGAUCGAGAGGUGUACCCACUUGGGCUCCUACCAAAUGCGGGGGUUGUGGUUGGUGUUUCUCAGCGAAUGUCUUUUUCAGCAUGUACGGAAUUCCCAUGUUUUGAACCUUCUCCUCAAGCGCAGACUAUAUUGCAUUGUCUACUUCGCCACCUCCUUCAGAGGAACAAAAGUCAGGAAGCUUUGAGGCUUGCAGAAUUAUCAGCAGAGAAGCCUCAUUUUUGUCACUGUCUGGAAUGGCUUCUUUUUACUGUCUUUGAUGCAGAGAUUUCCAGGCAAAACAUAAACAAGCACCGGAAUAAUGGCCUCAAAAGUGCGACCAGUUUCACUCUUCUGGAGAAGACCUGUGAUUUGAUAAGAAACUUUCCUGAGUAUUUUGAUGUGGUUGUCAGUGUUGCUAGAAAAACUGAUGGUCGUCAUUGGGCUGAUCUGUUUUCUGCCGCUGGAAGAUCAACAGAGUUAUUUGAGGAAUGUUUCCAAAGAAGAUGGUACAGGACAGCAGCUUGCUACAUACUGGUUAUAGCAAAGCUUGAAGGUCCUGCUGUCAGUCAGUAUAGUGCCCUGCGUUUAUUGCAGGCGACACUUGAUGAAUCUUUGUAUGAACUCGCAGGAGAGCUGGUGAGGUUCUUGCUGAGAUCUGGAAGGGAGUACGAACAGGCAUCUUCUGAUUCAGACAGAUUAUCGCCUCGAUUCUUAGGGUAUUUUUUAUUUCGUUCUAGUUACAAGAGGCAGUCCACAGACUACAGAAGCCCUUCGUUCAAAGAGCAAAGUGCUCAUGUCACUUCAGUCAAGAACAUUCUAGAAAACCAUGCUAGUUAUUUGAUGUCGGGGAAGGAACUUUCGAAACUUGUUGCUUUUGUGAAAGGCACACAGUUCGAUUUGGUGGAGUAUCUCCAACGAGAGAAAGAUGGUUCCGCUCGCUUGGAGAGUUUUGCCUCGGGGCUUGAACUAAUUGGUCAAAAGCUUCAGAUGAGUACGCUGCAAAGCAGGUUGGAUGCAGAGUUUCUGUUGGCUCAUAUGUGCUCUGUCAAGUUCAAGGAGUGGAUAGUUGUUCUUGCUACUCUUUUAAGGCGGUCUGAGGUACUGUUUGAUCUUUUUCGGCAUGACUUGCGCUUGUGGAGGGCUUACAGCGUCACUCUACAGUCAUACCCUGCAUUCUUUGAGUACCAUGAUCUUGUGGAGGCCUUGGAAGAGAAACUCGCAGCAUAUGCCAAUUCCGAAGAGAAAUACUGAUGAUUAUUGAAAUAUUUUCAACUGGGUGAUUCCUCUAUCGGGCAUUCAACCAGGCAUUCAUCCAACUAAAGUGAAGGGCAAAGUCAAUACCAAACGACGCGCGGCGGAGGAAGUUUGUACAAUAACAAGAGGAUUAGUCUUAUAGGAAGUGUGUGUUGAUAAGGAGCCUACAAUUUUGUUGAGGGCAGCUCUUGAAAUAAUCUUUUUAGUCUUUCUAGGUAUUCUUUUCUCUAUUCAUCUUUUAGGUAAUAUGGUAAAUGUGCACAUAACAUAAUGCCAAGUCUCGUGCAACGCGGAAUAUUAGUGUCUUUUACUUAUCUUUU
Molecule: messenger RNA, 3920 nt
Organism: Syzygium oleosum
Lineage: Eukaryota; Viridiplantae; Streptophyta; Magnoliopsida; Myrtales; Myrtaceae
Exons: 23
Coding region: 214-3597 (1127 amino acids)
Biological process (GO): retrograde transport, endosome to Golgi; intracellular protein transport
Cellular component (GO): Ric1-Rgp1 guanyl-nucleotide exchange factor complex; cytosol; Golgi membrane
Molecular function (GO): protein binding
Source: RefSeq, a predicted model, not a curated record